GGCACCCUGUGGGCCGGGCGACGCCGUACGGUGACGUGCAACGGCGAGCGGCAGGUCGUUUUGACCGCGGCGGCGGCGGCGGCGGCGGGGGCCUCCCCCUCCCGACUCUGGUGUUAACCCGAGGGCAUCGAAGCCUCGGCCUCGGCGCUGUUGAUGGCGGAAUGACGGAGCCAGGGACCCAGAGGGAGAGUCCCGCCGGCAGCGGGGAACCGGGGCCGGGUGCGGCCUCGCAACGGGAGGGCGGCGCAGGCGGGCAGCCGGAGGCCCGGGACGGGGGGCAGCGGCGGCAGCAGCGGCGGCGGGAGGACGAGGAGGAACUGGACCCCCGCAUCCAGGAGGAGCUGGAACAGCUGAACCAGGCCAGCGAGGAGAUCAAUAAACUGGAACUACAGCUGGACGAGGCUAGGAACACUUACCGGAAAAUCCUCUCGGAAUCGGCCAGGAAGUUGAAUGCUCAGGGCUCUCAGCUGGGCAACUGUAUCGAGAAGGCGCGGCCGUACUAUGAAGCUCGGCGGCAGGCAAAGGAGGCCCAGCAGGAGACGCAGAAGGCCGCCCUGCGUUACGAGAGAGCGGUCAGCAUGCACAAUGCCGCGCGGGAGAUGGUGUACGUGGCGGAGCAGGGGCUGAUGGCUGACCGGAACCGGCUGGACCCCACCUGGCAGGAGAUGCUGAAUCACGCCACCUCGAAGGUGAACGAGGCGGAGGAGGAGCGCCUCAGGAGUGAGCGGGAGCACCAGCGGGUGACACAGUUGUGUCAGCAGGCCGAGGGCCGUGUCCAGCAGCUGCAGAAGUCCCUCAAGAGGCUCAUCCUCAAGUCCAAGCCCUACUUCGAGCUCAAGGCCCAGUUCAACCAGAUUCUGGAGGAACACAAAUCCCGGGUGACGUCCCUGGAGCAGCGGGUGUCCCAGGCCAAGACCCGGUACUCAGUGGCCCUGAGGAACCUGGAGCAGAUCAGCGAGCAGAUCCAUGCCAGGCGCCUGCAGCGACUGUGCCCCCGGCGGGCCUCGCCCGUGGGUGCUGAGUCCAGCCCCACCUACCCCGAAGAGGAGGGGGGAGAGGAGGAAGAGAAGGCCUCGGCCCUCACCCCUCUGGGGGCCGAGGGCCCCGCCUCCGACACCCUGUCCGUGCUCAGCUUCCAGACCAUUGCCUCUGACCUGCAGAAGUUCGACUCGGUGGAGCACCUGGAAGAGCUGUCGGACGCCACCAGCCUGGACAGCGAUGAGACGGAGCCGGAGACCGGACGCUCCACCCGGUCCACCUUCCUCUACAGGCACCACCGCAGCGUCAGCUUGUAGCCGGCUGGCCUGGGGCCAACCCCCGACCCCCAACCCCCGGCCCUUCGCCCCCAACUCCGAGGUAGUCGCGACCCAGACCGGAAUACUCCACCUUCCCCACCCAGGGGCUCCGGAGACGGCGGCGGUUGUGGUAGGAUCUUGGGAUCCGGCAUGCUGCCCGGCAUGGGGGGGAACCACUGUCCCUCCUGGAGUCCGUCGGCAGGAUCUCGGUGGGCAGGGAGGUAAACUCCGUGCCUGGGGGGGCGGUAACCGGGUGCUCUCGCUCACAGUGAGGUAACCCAUCAGGAGGCUGCGCAGUUUACUUGGUAGGGUUGCAAGGGGGUAGAGGAGCAAAUAAUCCAUGGAUUCCCACCCCUACCCCACCCCCACCCCCACCCCCCUUCUUUAUCUUGUCCUGGGAAAUUAAUCCAAGGGGUUCCUCUUUCACUGUUCCUCAUCCCAGGCACGUUACCCAAUGUCUCCUCUCUCCGUGUCCUGCCUGAGUCAAUCGCUCUGUGUUUCCCCUCUCUCCCCGUGUCCUGGGUACAUCACCCAGUGUUCCCCCCUCCUCCCCGUGUCCUGGGUACAUCACCCAGUGUUUCCACACACUCUAUAUCUCAGCCUUGCUACAUAAGACACUCCUUCCUCACGCCCUGCCCACUGGGGUGCUCUUCCACAAGUUCACUCAGCGUCGUGCUGCUACGGUCGGUGUGGGCCCCCCUCUGUCCUCUCGCACCUCCUCACCCUUCGCCCAGCCAGGCAUUCCAAAGCAGGGCUCCACCCAUCCAACACACCCCCUUCACCCCCUUGAGGGAAUCGGUACCUGAACGGUUUCUGAACGGAGAAGUGCUUGGUCUGUAUGGAAAAGCUGGCCACUCCGAGCCCCGCUAGUCUGGUACCCCCUGCACGAUGGACCUGGCGCUCAGGGAACCCGGUCUGAUGACUGCAGUGCCCUUCGUGUACUUCGAAUGUAUUUAUUACAGACUUGUUUUUAUAUCUGUACAUGUUGACCAAUCCAUCUCUGUGCAUCUCUCUCUAGGGAGCGAGAGACCUCAACACACCUUCUGGGUGAUUUGUCUCCCUUGGUAUUGCUAACUUUUCAAUAACACUUCAUGGUGAUUGGGAAGUAGGUUCUUCAGUAAAUAAAAUUAUAAGUUCAGCGUCAAA
Molecule: messenger RNA, 2441 nt
Organism: Pristis pectinata (smalltooth sawfish)
Lineage: Eukaryota; Metazoa; Chordata; Chondrichthyes; Rhinopristiformes; Pristidae
Gene: sh3bp5lb
Product: SH3-binding domain protein 5-like, b
Exons: 6
Coding region: 162-1295 (377 amino acids)
Biological process (GO): intracellular signal transduction; negative regulation of protein tyrosine kinase activity
Cellular component (GO): cytoplasm
Molecular function (GO): protein kinase inhibitor activity
Source: RefSeq, a predicted model, not a curated record